Molecule: messenger RNA, 538 nt
Organism: Rubroshorea leprosula
Lineage: Eukaryota; Viridiplantae; Streptophyta; Magnoliopsida; Malvales; Dipterocarpaceae
Source: the annotation of a GenBank genome assembly
AGUUCUUCAACACUGAGACUAGAAAAAAUGUGAGAUGGAAUCAGUAGAUGAAAAGGGAUGAAAAUGCCCUCCAUCUGUGGAUACCAUCUCUACGGUUGUCUGGCCGCUGCCCCACCACUCACAUCCUUCCCAAAAACAGAUCUUGUACAAAUCCAUUUCCAGAAAACAAGAAGGGAUGAGGCCUUUAAUGUAUGCAUUGUUGUUCUCAGAAGAAAACAGAAAAGUGCUUUCUCUGAACAAACACAACGAAUGCAAAAUCGAAAAUGCUUAGGGAGGGCUCAUAUCAAGUGUAAGAAAUUAAAGAUCUGUCAUCGUGGGGAGAAUCCAAAUCGAAAGUGGGGGAAACGAGGAAGAAGGGGGAAACUUGAGACACCAAAGCCUGACGGCGGCAUCUUCAAGUUUCAGUCUUUCUUCAAUCUAUUUCUCGUCCAGAAUUCGAAUUGAGUUCCUUCGUCCUCGCGACCCCACUCAAGCCUCUCUCUUUCUAAUCAUAGCCCCAACCAGAAAAACAUUUCGUGAAGAAAAUUACAGAAAAGAA